Molecule: messenger RNA, 1719 nt
Organism: Cygnus atratus (black swan)
Lineage: Eukaryota; Metazoa; Chordata; Aves; Anseriformes; Anatidae
Gene: SPAM1
Product: sperm adhesion molecule 1
Exons: 3
Coding region: 1-1719 (572 amino acids)
Biological process (GO): fusion of sperm to egg plasma membrane involved in single fertilization; carbohydrate metabolic process; hyaluronan catabolic process
Cellular component (GO): acrosomal vesicle
Molecular function (GO): hyalurononglucosaminidase activity
Source: RefSeq, a predicted model, not a curated record
AUGGAAACUCUAAGACAAAUACAAAGUUUUGGAAUCCGUGUUACUUGUAUGUAUCCCAUAGCAUCCGGUAUGGUGUUCGCCACUGUUCUAGUUUCUUGCUGCUCAUCUCUGAACAUAAGAGCUCGUCCACUUAUUUCUAAUUCACCAUUCCUUUCUAUCUGGAAUGCUCCUACAGAACUUUGUACUGAAAGGACUGGAGUGCAUCUGGAUAUGACAUUUUUUUCUCUCAUUGGAAGCACAUUGAAGACAUCCAUCGGGCAAAAUAUUACUCUAUUCUACCCAGACAGGCUUGGUUAUUAUCCUUACAAAAACGAAAUCACAGGAGAGGCAUUCAAUGGAGGACUCCCCCAACUCUUGCAGCUGGAGAAUCAUUUAAAAAAAGCCAAAGAGGACAUUCAGUUCUAUAUUCCUUCAGAUGAACAGUUUGGAUUGGCUGUCAUUGACUGGGAAAACUGGAGACCUGUGUGGAUAAGGAAUUGGGGAUCAAAAGACAUUUAUAGACAGGAAUCCAUUGAACUUGUUCAGCAGAGAGAUGUAAGUCUAUCAGAAGCUGAAGCCAGGACUAUAGCUAAAAUGGAAUUUGAAGCUGCAGCAAAAUCUAUUAUGUUGGAGUCUUUGAAGCUGGGCAUAGCAAUGAAACCAAAACGUCUAUGGGGAUACUACCUUUACCCAGACUGUUAUAACUAUGACUACAAACAAAACCCACAUAAUUAUACAGGAACCUGUUUGGAUAUUGAAAUAGCAAGAAAUAAUGAGCUUAAUUGGUUGUGGGAGAAAAGCACAGCACUUUAUCCAUCUGUCUAUCUAGAGACAGCCUUAAGAUCUUCCAGAAAUGCCCAACUCUUUGUUCGCAACAGAGUUCGAGAAGCCAUUAGAGUUUCGUAUGUCUCCAAUUCUACUUACCCCCUUCCAGUUUUUGUAUAUACACGACCAGUGUUCACAGAUGUCUAUGAGGAAUAUCUCUCUCAGGAUGACCUGGUAAAUACCAUUGGAGAAUCUGCUGCACUGGGUGCUUCUGGAAUUGUGAUCUGGGGCGAUAUGAAUUUAACACAAAGUAAGAACACCUGUAAGACUCUGGACAACUACCUUAGGAGGACUUUGACUCCUUACCUCAUCAAUGUCACAAUGGCAGCCAGAAUCUGUAGCCAAGUAUUAUGCCAAGAUUCUGGUGCCUGUGCACGGAAAAAAUGGAAUUCCAGUGACUAUCUUCACUUGAACCCCGAGAAUAUUGUCAUUCGAAUGACAAAAGAUGGAAAAUACACUUUACAGGGGCAACCAGCAUUUCAGGAUCUACAAACAUUCAUAGAAAAAUUUGACUGCCACUGUUAUGCAGGGCACACUUGUGAACCUCGAGUUAAUAUCAAUGACAUCCAAUACCUCCAUGCUUGCAUUUCAGAAGAUAUUUGCAUUCAGAUAUCCUCAAAUUCACUUUCUAAUAUAGAAGCUUCUGAUGAAAAGAUCCUGUCUAACAGGACCGUAUUUUCACUUACCUCUCAGAGUAAGGUGACAUUAUCUACACAUCCUGAAAUAGAAGCCUUCCAACCUGACAUUGGAAAUAAUAUUCUCCAUAUAACUGCUGCAGAAUAUAACACUGUCACGGCUGCCACUAUAUAUGAUGUAGAAGCAAAUGACACUCGUACUUUCAGUAGUUCUUCACCCUAUAAAAUAAGGAUGUUUAAUCUGCUCUGUUUAAUUCUGAUUUUUAGAACCUUAAUAUAA